Aspergillus sclerotioniger CBS 115572 is the source of this 2134-nucleotide messenger RNA. RefSeq lists its product as uncharacterized. Lineage: Eukaryota; Fungi; Ascomycota; Eurotiomycetes; Eurotiales; Aspergillaceae. Gene Ontology annotation, molecular function: RNA polymerase II cis-regulatory region sequence-specific DNA binding; DNA-binding transcription factor activity, RNA polymerase II-specific; zinc ion binding. The transcript is spliced from 3 exons. The coding region runs from base 80 to 2104 and encodes 674 amino acids. Gene Ontology annotation, cellular component: chromatin. The record is from RefSeq and is a predicted model, not a curated record. Gene Ontology annotation, biological process: regulation of transcription by RNA polymerase II; DNA-templated transcription.
CCGUCCUCCAGAUUCCUUCCUUUCCCCGCAAUUUUUGACAGCCCCUGCUAGCCAGUCUUAUCUGCACGGCCUCAUACUAAUGGAUCGAGCCAAAAGAUUCAAGUGUCAGCAAUGCAAUAGGUCUUAUUCCAAAUUCGAGCACCUCACAAGACAUGAGCGAACUCACACCAACACCAGGCCUUUCCGCUGUGAGGAGUGUGGUAGGAGAUUUGGCCGAGGGGACGUUCUUGGCCGGCACAAGAGGCUCCAUGCUCGUUCCCAAGCCGACGUCUCCUCAGAUGCAAGACGACCAGUAGAUGGUCCUACAGAGGGCCAUUUGCCUAGUCCUAAAGAAUCUGCGCAGAGGAUUUUGGACAUGUCUCCAUUUGAGCACUCAUUGCCUGGAAAUCAAGAGUUGUUGGAACCCGACAAUUUGCUGGAUUGGUUUAUGCCGGAUUUCUGGGACCCGUCAGCCAUUCCCUUACCAUUGACGGACUUCCCUAAUCAGCCGCAGCUGCAAGUAUCCAAUGGUCCGAACCUCCUUUCUACAGAGGAACAGGGCAUUGCUCAGCAAGAGCCUGGAAAGGUAGCCAUGCAGCAGAGCUAUAGGUUGAUAGAAGAUCUAUCCAAACGUCUUAACUCAGAAUUGCAUAGCUCGGGAAUUACGUCUGCAUUUCUCGAUGCUUGCUUGCAGGAAUUCUUGAAGCGGCUGUCUCCAUGUUUUCCUGUUAUACACGAGCCGACGUUUGCAACACGGGAGACCAUUCCUCCACUCCUGUUGAACAUGGUAGCACUAGGGUCUUUAUUUGUGUGCCUACCGGAUUCAGCCCAGAAAGGGGAGAUGCUCUGGCGACUGGGUCAUACCGCCGUAGCGACCUCCUGGCAGACUUUAAGUAGCCUAAGAGGGCCUAGAGAUGCUUGUGACGGUGUCCAGUUGGUCUUGACCGCACUCUUAGGGCAGCUAUAUGCGUUACUCUCAAGCAACGAAAACAUACGGAAGACUGCAUUUGUAUGGCAUGGACUUGGAUUCUACUGGGCACGCACAUCUGGUAUGUACGUCGUGGAAGACAUGCAGCAGGAUCAGAUUCCGGGGCAAGAAGCUUCUCUUCCGAAGAAGCACACGGCAUGGAUGAAAUGGGCCACUGUUGAAACCAGACGACGAGCGAUUCUAGGCCAUUAUAUUCUCGAUGGUUUAAUAUCACAGGCUUCAGGGUCCCCGGCCAGCACACGUCAUCUGAUAAACUCUAUAAAAACGGCGAGCUCCGACGCGGCAUUUCUUGCUAAGACCGCAGAUGACUGGCUCCUGGAGAUGGAGAAGUCAAGCUCUACCCAACACCCCUUUAGCGAAGUCUAUGUCUCUAUAUUCUCACCAGAUCAGACGUUCUCUACACCACCUCUUUCGGGAUUUUCGACCUUUGUUAUCAUCGAGGGCCUACAGUCCCUUGUAUCAGAUCUUCAUGAAACCAGUGGGCCGGUAUUUGGUACAGUCUCUGAAAAGCAGAUUGCCCAAGCCCUGCUUAUUAUCUAUGAUACAGACCUCUCUAAAAGGUCAGCUGUUCAUGAAGAUAAUUUUCAACUCACGCUCCGUUGGCACACCGUUUGCCUCGAACUCGCCGUUUCAUCUGCGUCUCUGUGUACAAGGAUAUGUCGCGCAUAUGGCCUCCAACAACCCCUCGGAGGAAUGGUGAACAAAGAAGAUCAUCUAUUAUUUGACCUAAAGCGGUGGGCUAGCAGCACAAAUGCUGCUCGAGCGAUCCUCCACGCACUAGCCAUCAAUCGGAUUGUCGAUCAGAUUCCGUUCAAAUUAGCUCAUGCACCUCAUAUUCCCGCUGCUAUCUUUGCGUCGGCAAUUGUCAUAGGUGGGUGGUGUCUAGCUCGAGAAGAGACCAUUUAUGUUCAAGAAGAUAUUCAUUGGCACGAUAUCUGGUCUGGUUCAUCUGGCGGCGAUCCCAACAUUAAUCGAUACCUUUAUCACGCGGCUGCUGACGGAAACAAAAUUCAUCUCCUCAAUGAAAUGAACUCUCUUCAAAUCAGUCUUAAGACAAUCACGUCUCGCUGGAGCGUGUCUCACCCAAUGGCGGAAAUAAUUCAACAAAUGGCCACCUUGGCUCGCCAAUAUCAUUAACAGGAAAGGGUGACGGAUCUACCCCAGGUU